ACAAUAAUUAUAUUAUUCCCUAAGGCGUUUCUGUAGUGUGAGGUCGAACUGUAUGGAUACCAAAAAUGGUUACCGAAAAUAAUUGCAAAGGAAAGCUCGGGACGAUCUCCGAACGCCUCGGCAACAGAUGCUAUGGGUUCGGCGUGCGGCACCUGCAGAGCGUGUGCAUGUGCCUGUGCAUGAUCUCGCUGUUCAUAGCGCGAGGCAGCAUGGCCGUCGCCGUGCUCGCCAUGACAGACCGCUCGCGCCUCAACAGCACCGACAUCACGAUAUACGAUUGGGACAAGAACAUACAGGGGCUGAUCCUGUCGUCGUUCUUUUGGGGAUACACAUUGAUGCAGAUCCCGGCGGGGCUGCUGGCCAAGCGCUACGGCGGCAAGCCCGUGCUGUUGGUGGCACUGCUUGCCAAUGGCCUCAUCUGCGGUUUGCUGCCCGUGCUCUCCUACAUCGGCGGAUGGCCGGUGGUGUGCGCGUGUCGCGUGCUGAUGGGUCUGACGCAGGCAUGCUUGUUCCCCGCGUCGCACACGCUGCUCGGCCGCUGGCUGCCUGCGCAAGAGCGCACCACACUCGCCGGCAUCAUCUACGGCGGCACGCAACUGGGAACAAUCAUAGCGAUGCCGCUGUCGGGUCUGCUGGCAGAGACAGCCAUCGGUUGGAAGCUGAUAUUUUACUCGAUAUCGGGACUGAUGUUUACGUCGGCCGCCGUGUGGUACUUCUUCUCGGCCAGCACGCCCGGUGAGCACCGCUUCAUGACGGAGUUGGAGCGGCAGUACAUAGAGCGGGGGCUGCACACGUCCGGGGGAAAGGUACUGCGCACGCCUUGGCGCCACAUCCUGCGCUCGCGCGGUCUCUGGGCCAUCGCCAUCACGCACAUCGGCUUCUCCUGCAGCUACGUCCUAUUCUUUGUCGACAUGCCCACAUAUUUGGAGAAAGGAUUGCACAUAUCGUUAAAGAAUAGCGCUUCGCUAUCGGCGCUGCCCUACGCGGGCAUGUGGCUGGGCAACAUCGUGUCCGCAUCCGUGUCGGAGAAGAUAUUUAACCGUGGCCUGCUCUCCGUUGGUACCUGCAGAAAACUCUUCAAUUCUGUCGCCUGCUUCGGCAUGGCCUUCGGUCUGGCGGGACUGUCCUUCAUCGGCAAGGAGCACGAGAACAUGGCUAUCGCAGUGCUGGUGGCUACUCUCACGCUCUAUGGUUUCAGCGCUGCUGGGUUUAUGAUGAGCCACCUGGACAUGUCGCCGAACUUCGCGGGCGUGAUGCUCUCUCUGACCAACUUUAUCGCAAACUUCGGCAGCGUGGGCACCCCACUGCUUACCAGCUUUAUCUUAAACAACGACCCCACGGAUUUAAGCCGGUGGCGCAUAUGUUUUCUUAUAAUAUCAUGUCUGUUAAUUGUCACCAAUAUUAUGUAUAUGAUAUUCGCGUCGGCAAAGUGCCAGCCGUGGGACGACCCCGACUUUGAAGAUAAGAAGUCUGCUGACCCAGAGGAGGUAACGCCAGCUUUAACAAGUUCUGCGAUACUAAAAGCAGAAGAGGCCAAGAACCACUGACACUGCUUUACCAAAAGCGUGCAAAAGACAUCGGACAUUCACGAAGGAACGACGACCUACUGCAGCCAGAUACUUCAAUAACAGAUACAGCGGAAAAGUAAACCACGACCUCGACUACAAGAAAUUGCGUGUCCUUUAUGCCUGUGAAUCCUAGCGAUUAAUAUGAUUAUAUCUAGUGAUUUAAACUU
This is a messenger RNA of Papilio xuthus (Asian swallowtail), 1735 nucleotides long. Its product is annotated as putative inorganic phosphate cotransporter. The record is from RefSeq and is a predicted model, not a curated record. The transcript has 11 exons. The coding region runs from base 66 to 1547 and encodes 493 amino acids. Gene Ontology annotation, cellular component: membrane. Gene Ontology annotation, biological process: transmembrane transport; monoatomic anion transport. Lineage: Eukaryota; Metazoa; Arthropoda; Insecta; Lepidoptera; Papilionidae. Gene Ontology annotation, molecular function: transmembrane transporter activity.